CAAUUUCUUUGGCGAUCUGAUUUGAAAGCUGGUGAGAGGGAAGGAAGAGUCGAGAAAGACAGAGAGAGAUAGAGGAAAAGAGAGAGAGAGGGAUGAUGGAAGGGACGGUGGUGAGCGAGAAUGCGACGAUUAUAAGGGUAGCGGCCAUAUGUGGUUCUCUUCGCCGCGCCUCUUUCAACCGCGGACUCAUCCGCUACGCCAAGAAGCUAUGCGAAGAGGACAUAAGCGGUAUGCAUAUAGAGUUAGUCGACAUCGGUUCCCUUCCUCUCCUAAACACAGACCUAGAGAUCGAUGGUGGCUACCCUCCGGUUGUCGAUGCCUUCCGCCGAAAAAUACUCGAGGCCGAUAGUAUCCUCUUUGCCUCGCCCGAGUACAACUAUUCGCUGUCUGCUCCUUUGAAAAACGCCAUUGAUUGGGCCUCUCGACCUCCAAAUGUGAUGGCUGGAAAAUCUGCCGCAGUUGUAAGUGCUGCAGGAGGUUCUGCUGGGCAACGAUCACAGUAUCAUCUACGCCAAGUGGGAGUUUUUCUGGAUCUACAUUUCAUCAACAAGCCUGAAUUGUUCAUUUUAGGUCAUAAGCCCCCAAAGAAAUUCGAUAGCGAUGGGAAUUUGAUCGACUCUGAGAUUCAACAGAGGCUGAAGGAACUGCUCUUAUCACUGCAGUCCUUCACCUGUCGACUUCAGCGGGGUAACACUAACACCAUUGUUUAGCAAGCAAUGUACUUGUCUUUUCUAUGAAGUACCCAUCUUCCUGUUUAAUUUUCAGUUCAUAUUAUUAUUGUAUGAGAUUCU
Molecule: messenger RNA, 791 nt
Organism: Dendrobium catenatum
Lineage: Eukaryota; Viridiplantae; Streptophyta; Magnoliopsida; Asparagales; Orchidaceae
Product: NADPH:quinone oxidoreductase
Exons: 3
Coding region: 93-710 (205 amino acids)
Cellular component (GO): cytosol
Molecular function (GO): FMN binding; oxidoreductase activity
Source: RefSeq, a predicted model, not a curated record